AUGGACAUGGGAUCGAGUGAUGGGGAUGAUUGCAAAAUCUCGGUAAGUGCCAAGGAAAAGUUCUUGGCUGGACGUGGAGUUUCGGAGAGGUUGGCUCAUGAAUUCCAGAUGCUUUUCAACUUUUACACAAUCGACGCUUGUUUUCUGUCGACGGGAUGGCAAAUCAAGAAUGGAGGAAUGUUCGCUGCCACCUGUAUCGGGAUCAUUCUGCUCGUGAUUCUGGUAGAAUUCUGUCGCCGAAUGGGCCGCGAGUACGACGAGUUCUUAACCCGGUCGUUCCAACGCCAAGCCGCGUACACGUCUGCCAAGACUAGGGCCAUCACGUUUCGGGCGACACCAUUGCAGCAGUUGACGCGGGCGAUAAUUCAUGCGGUCACAUUUGCAGGUGCCUACAUUACCAUGCUGUUAGCGAUGUACUUUAAUGUCUACGUGCUCAUCUGCAUUUUCAUUGGAGCAGGACUAGGCAAAUUCUUUUGUGACUGGAUGGUGGUGACGGUUGGUAUCGAAAUGGAUGAAUUAAUACAUAGACAAGAAACAACCAUAUGCUGUGAUUGA
Messenger RNA from Penicillium odoratum, 555 nucleotides. RefSeq names its product copper transporter family protein. NCBI's taxonomy places the organism in Eukaryota, Fungi, Ascomycota, Eurotiomycetes, Eurotiales, Aspergillaceae. Gene Ontology annotation, cellular component: membrane. The transcript has a single exon. Gene Ontology annotation, biological process: copper ion transmembrane transport. Gene Ontology annotation, molecular function: copper ion transmembrane transporter activity. Bases 1 to 555 code for a protein of 184 amino acids. The record is from RefSeq and is a predicted model, not a curated record.